AUGUGGGAAUUAUAUUCAAAUAAAGAUAGAUAAAUAGUGUAUAUAAAGAAGAAUCAGAAAUGGAAUAGCAAUGAAUAGAAAUAGCAAGAAAACUAGACCAAAUACUUGAUUUGGUAGGAGAAGUGA
This is a messenger RNA of Paramecium sonneborni, 126 nucleotides long. Lineage: Eukaryota; Ciliophora; Oligohymenophorea; Peniculida; Parameciidae. The record is from the annotation of a GenBank genome assembly.